ACUCAACCUCUUAUUGGAACAAUUUUUGCGCGGCUACAGUAACUCCCGCUCCAAUUAAUCCACUUAAUAAUUUUGGCGACUACAGUAAAACUUAUGAUAGUAUGAUAUCAAAUGCACAAAUGGUUUUUAAUGGUACGAGUUCUCGUUUCUACAUGCUGGAUCAGACCGGAAUUGCAAUGAUUUCCACUCUCAGUCCUAUUGUUGAUGAACAAGAACAGAUGAUAAACAUAUUACAAGGUUUCAAUAAACUUAAUGAGAUGGGUGCAAAAAAGAUUGUUCUUGAUCUUACCGAUAAUAGCGGUGGUAUAAUAUCCGUUGCUGAAUUUGUGAAUAUUUUAUUGUUCCCAAAUACCAAUCCUUCUUUCCCAAGUGACGGAAAAGUCACUAACUUUUCCACAUUAGCAAUCCAAACAGCGACUACAGGACAAAUAUCUGAUAGCGUUUUUGAGGCUCAACAAUAUGCAUUAUUUUCUACAGAACAAGUAUUCAACACUUCCCAAGAUUUUAUAGGGAACAAUGUAUACACGCGUGGGACUCAAGUAAGAUAUACUAACAAAUUCAUCUAUACUAGAAAUAGAGUAAUCAUUCAACAAGUCCUUGGGAACAGCCCGCCAAAAUAUCCAUGGACAUCAAAAAAUAUAAUUAUUUUAACCAAUGGUAUUUGUGGAUCAUCAUGUGCAAGAAUAGCCCAACAUUUAGCAGAAUUGCAAGGUGUUGCCACCAUAGCAGUUGGAGGAUUUGCAGAUACACCUUUAUCAUUUUCAUCAUUCACUGGUGGGGAAGCUUUCAAUAGUUACGCAUUAUUUAAAGAUUUGUUCGAGUUAGGGUUACUUGAUAAUCCACUUUCACCACAACCUUUUGACCUUUAUGGUAUUCUUGCAUUUCCUAUAUUUGAAAAAUAUAGUGUUAAAAAUGAUCAAGAAGUUUUGGAAUUUUCAUAUAGAAAGGCAGAUCAUAGGUUAUUUUAUGACGAGAAAAGCGUUAGAGAUCCUA
Molecule: messenger RNA, 993 nt
Organism: Racocetra fulgida
Lineage: Eukaryota; Fungi; Glomeromycota; Glomeromycetes; Diversisporales; Gigasporaceae
Source: the annotation of a GenBank genome assembly